AUGGCAGAUGUUGAAAUCCUUGGCCAGUCACUAUGGCAGGCCGCUGAGAAGGGAAACAAGGCCACCGUCAGGCUGCUGCUCGAUGGGGGCGCCGAUGCCGAGUCAAAGGAUACCGUUGGCCAGACGCCGCUAUUAUGGGCUGCUAAAUACGGGAAUGAGGCCGUCGUUAAGUUACUGCUCGAUAAGGACGCCAAUGUCGAGUCAAAGGAUACCUCUGGCCGGACGCCGCUAUCAUGGGCCGCUCAGAACAGGCACAAGGCUGUCGUUAAGCUGCUUGAUAAGGCUGAGGAAGGCAGAAGUCCGGGAUAUUAG
Messenger RNA from Fusarium tjaetaba, 312 nucleotides. RefSeq names its product ankyrin repeat-containing protein. The coding region runs from base 1 to 312 and encodes 103 amino acids. Gene Ontology annotation, molecular function: protein binding. The record is from RefSeq and is a predicted model, not a curated record. The transcript has a single exon. Lineage: Eukaryota; Fungi; Ascomycota; Sordariomycetes; Hypocreales; Nectriaceae.